Molecule: messenger RNA, 1456 nt
Organism: Mizuhopecten yessoensis (Yesso scallop)
Lineage: Eukaryota; Metazoa; Mollusca; Bivalvia; Pectinida; Pectinidae
Exons: 5
Coding region: 438-1139 (233 amino acids)
Source: RefSeq, a predicted model, not a curated record
GUGAUACUAAUUUGUUCAAAAUGGUGGCAGUGUUUUUGGUUAACGACACUGGUAUGUUAGAGCACGAUUAAGUAGAAACGGGUGAAAAAACAUCCUUGACUCGGACGUUUAUCAUUUUGCUGAAACUAGGUUACAUUGACAUUGUAGAUUACGUCUGACCCACAUCAGCUUUAUCACGUUGAGUGAUAUUGGCCUGAUUCAGCAAGCGAAUGUGACAAACGGCAGAUGUGAAAAGCUGACUCUGCUCACACAUAAUCUACAUGAAAUAUACCUAACACCAAUGUAGAAAGUCAUCAAUAACAGACGAAACAACCUCUUACCAACUGAGACAUUUUGACAGAUAGAUGUCUGGUGAGGGGCCAGAGCACACUACGGUAUGAAAUCGUGGAAUUCUCCGACACUCAUGUUUGGGAAGUUUUUAGGUUCUCACCACAAAAAUGCUACGUUGGUACAGAGAAAAACUUGCUCGCAACUUUAAUCUACCUGAAAAUACUUUUAUAGGCAGACAUGUAAAAAAGCUGUUGGAGAAAAACAAUGCCGUGCUGGAGAUGGAAGCCGUACGUCUCUGUGACAUACAACCUGAUCAUCAGGUACUGGAGGUCGGCUUUGGACCAGGAAUUGGGAUACAAGCUGCCUGUCACCUUAUCGAAGAUGGGAAUGGUACUGUGCAAGGCAUUGAUAUUUCCAGCUUGAUGCUGGAAACGGCUACAGAACGUAACGGUAAAUUCCUACAGACAGGAAAGUUGAUUUUACACCUUCAAGACGUAGCAGACAGUACGUUUGAUUCUAACACAUUCGAUCGUGUGUUUCACUGCAAUUGUUACUAUUUUUGGAAGGAUAGUUUACAAGCUGCUAAAGAACUUUACCGAGUCAUGAAGCCGAGAAGUAUAAUGGUUACAACAUUAGACCAUGACGCCAUUAUAAACGCCCAGAAAAAGAAUUUAUUGCAAUACGGGAAACCUGAUCCUGAGGAAUACAUACACGUGCUAGAAACAGUGGGAUUCAGAGACGUUCGAAUGGAACAUUUAAAUCAUGAAAGAUCCGGACGUAAAUAUCAAGCCAUUUUUGCCUACAUUGGGGAUAAAAAAGAGGACAAAUACAUAGAUGAGGCAAACAAGGGGAGACUAUCUGUAACAUGAAAUAGUAAAGGGAGACAAUCUUUGAAAUACAUAAUGUGUGCAGAAGAGAGAAAAUGGAAGAGGGAAAGACUCUGGCUUAAAAUGGAAGAUGUUUGAAUAGGAAAGGAAACUAAGGGGAGACAAACCAAUAAGUUAAAUGGAAAAUGUAUGCAUAGGAUAAAUAACUAAGGGCAAAUAUUCUUUAACACAAAAAUGGAAGGCAUAUGCAUAGGAGAAGAAACCAGAAUGAGGCAGUCUAUGACAAGGCACUGAAUGGAACAGCUCCUCAGUACCUACAGGAGCUUGUUAUCCUGUAUCAGUCAUCAUGAUCACUGCGG